CAGACAAGAUGGCCGGGCUGCCCCGAAGGAUUAUUAAGGAAACCCAGCAUUUGCUGGCAGAACCAGUUCCUGGGAUAAAAGCAGAACCAGAUGAAAGCAAUGCACGUUAUUUUCAUGUGGUCAUUGCAGGCCCACAGGAUUCCCCCUUUGAGGGAGGGACUUUUAAACUUGAACUAUUUCUUCCAGAAGAAUAUCCAAUGGCAGCUCCUAAAGUACGUUUCAUGACCAAAAUUUAUCACCCUAAUGUAGACAAGUUGAGAAGAAUAUGUUUAGAUAUUUUGAAAGAUAAAUGGUCUCCAGCGUUGCAGAUCCGUACAAUGCUGCUUUCAAUCCAAGCUUUGUUAAGUGCUCCCAAUCCAGAUGAUCCAUUAGCAAAUGAUGUAGCUGAGCAGUGGAAGACCAAUGAAGCCCAAGCCAUAGAAACAACCAGAGCAUGGACUAGGCUAUAUGCCAUGAAUAAUAUUUAAAUUCAAUCUCAACAUCAAGUGUGCAUCACUUCUCCUGUUCUGCCAAGACCUCUUCCUUUUUUGUUUGCAUUUAAUGGACACAGUCUUAGAAACAUUACAGAAUAAAAACCCAGACCAUCUUCAGUCCUUUGGUGAUUAAAUGCACAUUAGCAAAUCUAUGUCUUGUCCUGAUUCACUGUUGUAACGCAUGAGCAGAGGCUAGAAGUAUCAUCUGGAUUGUUGUGAAUUGUUUAAAAGCAGUAGCAGCCCAGCUCUGCUUUUAUUCAUUUCUCCCAUCAUGGUUUAAGUAUAAGCACUGUGAAUGAAAGUAGUUGUUGGUUAGCUGCAGGGGUGUGUCUUUUUUUCCUUCCAAUUUUGUGGGCUCCUUUUCCCUUUUUAUGGUGAUGCUAAUUGCGUUGGUUAAAGCAGCUAACCAGUUGUACUUUAGAAUAUGCCCUCUAGCCAAGUCUAACUCCUUAGACGCUGUAGAUGGACAAGCUUGGUUGUUUGAACAAAAAUGGGAACAUUAAACAUCACAGCCCUCACUAAUAUCGUGAUUCUGCUGUCAAGUGUAGAAACUUCCCUUCAAGAAAAGCUUGUGACCAUUUUGUAUGGCUUGUCUGGAAACUUCUGUAAAUCUUAUGUUUUAGUAAAAUAUUUUUUGUUAU
Gracilinanus agilis (Agile Gracile Mouse Opossum) is the source of this 1114-nucleotide messenger RNA. Its product is annotated as ubiquitin-conjugating enzyme E2 N. Lineage: Eukaryota; Metazoa; Chordata; Mammalia; Didelphimorphia; Didelphidae. The record is from RefSeq and is a predicted model, not a curated record. The coding region runs from base 9 to 467 and encodes 152 amino acids. The transcript has a single exon.